AUGGCCGUCACCUCCUCCUCCCAAGCCAAGGACGAGACCAACGUUGAGCCUUGGAAAGCGGACCUCGAGGAGCAAAUCGCCGCCCAGGAAAGUUGGGGAGAAGAUCAAGUCACCGAAACUGCUUCCAUCAUUCUGCGGAUGUUCCUAGCUUUCGAAGACAAGGGCUAUAUGGCGGCUCAGCAGGCAGCACUUCAGAUUGGGGCCGAUUAUUGGGCCAAAUAUCUUCCCUCCAGUAAGGAUCCGCUGCACAAGCCAUACAUGUUGAAGAACAAAGGCUGGCCAACAUACUUACGAGAUCUUUAUCAUGUGAUCUUGUCUCAAUCCUGGCUUCAGUCUUACUGCGACCCUCGACAAGACUUGCUGGUCAGGCUACUUAUUGAGUUGCGAGACCUUCCCAAAGUCACAUACCAAGAAGAUGACUAUGAGUACCAUCCAUACCACAAUGAUCCGGUUUUCGGUAUGAUGUGUGAGGACGAAUGGAAUGGCAAAUUUCCUUCAGACCAUAAGCCUGAGCCCGAAGACCCCAAGGAGAAAGAAGAAUUCUUUCGCGAGUGUGAUGAGUGGGUCAACUUCUCAUCUUUUCAAGCACGGAUCGUUGGAGCCAAAGUUUACAAGCCUUGGGAGACAUACUUGAAGUAUCCCAGCGUCGAUAUUGAGGUGGCCCUGGAAAAAGACCUCCCUGAGGGAAAGCUUGCAGAGUGUCGACUAUUAGUUGCGUCGGAGUGGAUCAUCCAUGCUGGCAAAGUCAUCUACGACGACAUGAAGAAGACAAACAAGGAGAAAUGGGGCCCACCAAGAUGGAAGAGUUGGGCUGGAAGAAUUGAAGAGAUCUUAAAGGUUGAUGGGCAAAGCGAAGAAGUCACUGCUAGGCUACGGGUUGCAUUGGAGGAGAUGAUCUCCAUCGACACAGAGAGCAUCGAGGGGAAAUAG
This is a messenger RNA of Colletotrichum aenigma, 930 nucleotides long. RefSeq lists its product as uncharacterized. NCBI's taxonomy places the organism in Eukaryota, Fungi, Ascomycota, Sordariomycetes, Glomerellales, Glomerellaceae. Bases 1 to 930 code for a protein of 309 amino acids. The record is from RefSeq and is a predicted model, not a curated record. The transcript is spliced from 3 exons.